CUCGCGGCAGUAAACAUGGCGAACGGCUAACGGAAUCGUUGCGUUCAUUUAGUUUUGAAGGCUCUGUGUUUCCUUCUAUAUACUGACAAAGCACGUUUUUCUUUGCGUUGAGAAUCCGGGUGGGGGGGAGGCGCGUGAAAGUUAUCGCGCUCCAUUUGUAUUUCUCGAGCAAAAGGGUGAAGAAGACACACUGCAACAAUGGGGCGACGUUCAACCUCUUCCACCAAAAGUGGAAAGUUCAUGAAUCCCACCGACCAGGCCAGAAAGGAGGCCAGGAAAAGGGAGCUGAAAAAGAACAAGAAGCAGAGGAUGAUGGUCAGGGCAGCUGUGCUCAAGAUGAAGGAUCCCAGACAGAUCAUAAGAGACAUGGAGAAACUGGAUGAAAUGGAGUUCAACCCAGAUCAGCAGCCCUUGUUGAAUGAGAAGGUGUUAAGGGACAAGAGGAAGAAGCUCCGAGAGACGUUUGAGCGCAUUGUCCGACUGUACGAGAGAGAGAAUCCUGACACCUACAAGGAGCUGCGGAAGCUGGAGCUGGACUAUGAGACCAAACGGGGGCAGCUGGCUCUGUAUUUUGACUCAGUCCAGAAUGCACAGUCAGUGGAAGUUGAUAGCAUCCCUUUGCCUGACAUGCCACAUGCCCCAUCCAACAUCCACAUCCAGGAUAUCCCUUUACCAGGGGCUCAGCCUCCAUCUAUACUGAAGAAGACCUCCACCUUUGGCAAAGGCCCUCUAUCGUCCACUGGGCCAGUUGCAACAGUGCCAGGUGUCCCACGCUUACCUCCAGGGAAGAAGCCUCCCGGGCCUCCACCCGGACCCCCACCUCCACAGGUCCUGGCGCUUUACGGUAUCCCAGCUAGACGCGCUUAUGGCUCCGUCACAGAGCCGUCCAUUCCCGGUUUAGAAAAGGACUCGGCAAUGGAUUUUGGCAGAAAUCGGGACAGUGGCAGCGAGAGUGACAGAGAUGACAUGGACGAUGACGACGACAGCGACUCAGAGGAGGACAGUGAAGACGAGAGAAACGAAGGAGACGACCAGAGGGCCCGUGCCGACCGCCACGAUGACGACAGGGAAAAAGAUGGGGGUAGAGACAGAAUUGGCAGUCGCAGCGUUCGGUUUGCAGACAUGCCUGCGGAGGCUUCUCGCGAUGGGAAAAGAAAGAAAAAGAGAGUGGUGAAGAAAACCAAGGCCAUUACUCCUCUGCAAGCCAUGAUGUUAAGGAUGGCAGGGCAGUCCGUUCCUGAGGACGAAGAAGACGAGGAGGUGGAGGAGGAAUACACUGAUGAGUCGGACACAUCCGACACUGAGGACAGGGGGCCGCCAGGGGACUGUCAGGCCCAUGUGAUGGCCAGUCAGCGCAUGCCUCCCCCAGCCGGGCCUGUGGGACAGCAAGGACCCCCACCUUUACAAGGACCCCCAAUGACAGGGCCUCCCCCACUGGGUCCACCCCCAGCUCCUCCAAUGAGGCCUCCUGGUCCACCUUCCGGCCCUCCUCCCGGACCCCCACCUGGGGCUCCUCCAUUCUUGAGGCCACCUGGUAUGCCUGGUGGAAUACGGGGUCCAAUGCCCCGAUUACUGCCCCCAGGUCCUCCGCCGGGACGACCACCUGGUCCCCCACCGGGUCCUCCGCCCGGUCUCCCACCAGGCCCGCCACCACGUGGGCCCCCUCCCAGACUACCACCCCCAGCGCCGCCAGGUAUCCCUCCUCCUCCUCCGAGAGCAGGCGGGCCCCCCCGUCCCAUGGCGCCCCCACUGGCCAUGUUUCCUCCACCACUCUCCUCCAAUGUGCUCAGUGCUCCUCCCAACAUCGUCCAGAGGCAAAAAGCUCCUGGGUCCGGCCCGGACGGCUCGCAGAGCAACAUGCCCCCCCCAUCCAUGCCCAUGCGUCCGGGUGUCAUGGCAAUGCCCCCUCCCCCCGGCACAGCCGCCGCCACGAACAACCCUCCCGGCCACCACCACGCUCCCACCAUCGAGAAGCGUGCCAACAUCACCUCGGUGGCGGCGGCCGGAGGCGGCCUGGCGGCGGGCGCCGGCUCGGGCGGGGCCACCAUCUCCGCCAAACCUCAGAUUAUCAACCCCAAGGCGGAGGUCACGCGCUUCGUGCCCACAGCGCUGAGGGUGCGCAGGGACAAGAGCGGAGCCACGCCCGGGGCAGCAGCCGGGCUGCACGACAAAGCCGGGGCCGGCGCUGGAGGAAGGAGGGGAGACGACGGUAUGGUCGGCCAGUGGCAGAAACACCACGCGUCCGCGCUUCAAACGGGAUUGGCCAACCCGUCCCAGAUGGGCGCCGUGACUCAGCCCAGCAUGAAGACUAAAGACCAGGUCUACGAGGCCUUCAUGAGGGAGAUGGAAGGACUUCUUUGAGAUUCGAGGUGCAUUGGGCAAAGGAGGGGUUUCGUCCAGCUCCUUGAACAUGUUUCCCAUGUGUUUCCUGCAAAGAGCAAUGGAUGUGGAUGUUUUCAGAGCGUUCAACUAGAUCAGUUCCUUUCAAAUGACCCUAACUUGGUCUGAACAUUUGACCUCGUGAAGAGAAUGUCAAUUUGUCAAGAAUAAAACAUUGAUCAUAGAUGUUGAAGUCAAAGCAUUUAAGCUGAACACUAGGCUCUGAGUAGAAUGCAUUCUUCUUAAGUAUGUUUGUUGUUUUCUUUUUUUACCGUACAACAGCUUUUUUUUCUUCUACCCAUCUGUUUCUCUUGGCCAUUAAAAGCAGUUUUUUUAUUAUUGAACAGUUGUUUAUUGUAUUUGUUUUCAUCAAAAACAUGGAAGCUGGAUUUAAGAAAAUUUGUCUGACAUUGACAGUAUCCAACUUUGACUGGCAGUUCAAUAAACUCAUAAAACAUC
Molecule: messenger RNA, 2838 nt
Organism: Menidia menidia (Atlantic silverside)
Lineage: Eukaryota; Metazoa; Chordata; Actinopteri; Atheriniformes; Atherinopsidae
Source: the annotation of a GenBank genome assembly